Molecule: messenger RNA, 1813 nt
Organism: Oryzias melastigma (Indian medaka)
Lineage: Eukaryota; Metazoa; Chordata; Actinopteri; Beloniformes; Adrianichthyidae
Gene: prmt2
Product: protein arginine methyltransferase 2
Exons: 9
Coding region: 171-1415 (414 amino acids)
Biological process (GO): peptidyl-arginine methylation
Cellular component (GO): nucleus
Molecular function (GO): protein binding; protein-arginine N-methyltransferase activity
Source: RefSeq, a predicted model, not a curated record
GAAAUUUCCGGGAACCGUGAAGUCGCACUGUGACGUCACUCCAGGAAGUGUUUACCAGCACGCCACCCCGAGUUGCACAUCUUUUUAAUAUUAUUAUUUUAGUAUUGUUAUGAUUUUAAUAUAGUUUAAUUGACGGAGACCUACAUGAAUGCAUGUAAAGAACUUUGUUGAUGAUGGAGAAAGAGGAGGACGCGUCUCCUGAGGAGUGCGUCGCGCUGUGUGACUUUACAGGAAGCGGCUCUGAGCAGCUGAGUUUCACCGCAGGAGACAGACUGCUCGUCUUCGAUAAGUCUUCAGCAGACUGGUGGUGGGCGGAGCUGCAGGGGGUCACGGGUUAUGCUCCGGCCAGCUACCUGCGCGCGGGAACCGCCGAUGAGGAAGAGGAUGCUGCUUCUAUGGAAGACCCGUGGCAGGAUGAAGAAUACUAUGGAAGCUACGGGACACUGAAACUUCAUCUGGAGAUGCUGUCGGACCGAAGCCGCACUGAAACGUACAGACGGGUCAUUCUCAGUAACAGCGCCUCCCUGAGGAACAAGGUGGUGAUGGACCUCGGCUGUGGGACGGGCAUCAUCAGCAUGUUCUGUGCUCAGCUGGCGAAACCCUCAGCGGUGUAUGCUGUGGAGGCGAGCUCCAUGGCAGACUACACUGGACAGCUGGUGAAGCAGAAUGGCUGCGAGGACGUGGUGACGGUGAUGAAAGGACGGGCCGAGGAGCUCGAGCUGCCUCAGCAGGUGGACGUCCUGGUGUCUGAGUGGAUGGGGAACUGCCUCCUGUUUGAGUUCAUGGUGGAGUCGGUUCUGGUUGCCAGGGACCGCUGGCUCAAAGAUGGAGGCGUCUUGUGGCCCUCCUCCGCAGCCCUCACUCUGGUUCCAUGUCAGGCCAGCAGCUACUAUGCAGAGAAAAUGUCCUUCUGGGAGCGGCCCUAUGGCCUGGACUUCACUCCUCUUCAGCCGUUGGCACAGGAAGAGUUCUUCAAUAAGCCUAAAUUCAGCCACAUCAUUGAGCCUGACGACUGUCUUGCUGCUCCGUGUGAUGUGAUCAGCAUGGACAUGUAUGCUCUGCAAGUGAGAGACCUUGAGGAAAUGAAGGGGGACUUUCAUUUUUCUGUGAUAAAGUCCGGGGUUUUCCAUGGAUUCACGGCCUGGUUCUCUGUUCAUUUUGAGAGCCUAGAGACCGGAGGCGCAACAGUAGAGCUGAACACCGGGCCGAAUUCUGAGCCGACCCACUGGAAGCAGACUCUUUUUAUGCUGGACAAGCCGGUGAGCGUGUUUUCUGGAGACUCCAUCGCCGGAACCAUCGACCUGCGCAGGAACCCCGUUUGGAGACGUCACAUGACCGUUACUCUACAAUGGAACAUCAACGGACAAAGUGAUAGUUCUCAGGUUGGGAAAAAAAGCUUCCCAAUGUGGAGGUGACAGACUGAACCCAACCACGAAGUGACGGUCUUCACCUCCAUGCACAGAGGAGCCCCUGGCGGGACAUCUCCAACUCAAAAAUUAACUGUAUGCACCAACUCAGACUUAAGUUUAACUUUAUUAUUACAAGACUUAAGGUGCAAAACACUACAGUACACUUUUAUGGUUUUACUCAUCUAUUGAUGUACUAUCAAUAUUUACAGUGUCACGUUGUGUGAUUUUUAUAAAGACAUCACCUUAACUUUGCCCUGUGUGAACGUCUAUUUCAGUUUUUACAUUUUUUGUUAACUUCUAUCCCGGAAGUAUCGACAUAUGCUUGGAACACGAGUCAACCAACAACACAAGGAAGUUUCUGAUUAUUGGAAAUAUUUAGCUUAUUCAUUUUCAAUAAAUUAACA